UAAAUUCAGGCUAACAAUAACAGAAGGCGAAAAGAUAUACAAUCUCAACGAACACCUCUACAACAUGCUCACCUCAAUCUACGCCGCCCUAUACAAGACAACAUCGCCACUUACACUCGAUUGGCGAAGUAAUGAAGUAGCAGUCAUGUUGGGCAAUGACUCUCAGAUUAUUAACCUAUUCUGCAAUAUCAAGACCGAAAUGUUCUGGUUCCACGCAAAUGCACACGAAUUGUUUCCAGAAGAUAUACUAUUUAAGACACUCAUUCUGGACAACGAGAAAAAAUUGGCCAAGGCACAUAUAAAAGCGGCACAACGACAGGGAAUAAUAUGAGCCAGGCGUUUCUUUAUUACCGCAAUCUGAAUUCUUCUCUCUGCUCAGUCUUUCUGUGCCGUUCUUGGUUGGUUAGGAGUUUUCAAGGGAGACACGGUUCAAUUCACCCGUCGCAGGCAGGG
Molecule: messenger RNA, 453 nt
Organism: Hyaloscypha bicolor E
Lineage: Eukaryota; Fungi; Ascomycota; Leotiomycetes; Helotiales; Hyaloscyphaceae
Exons: 2
Coding region: 65-331 (88 amino acids)
Source: RefSeq, a predicted model, not a curated record